Molecule: messenger RNA, 3042 nt
Organism: Salvelinus sp. IW2-2015
Lineage: Eukaryota; Metazoa; Chordata; Actinopteri; Salmoniformes; Salmonidae
Source: RefSeq, a predicted model, not a curated record
UGGCCAAGUGUAAAGAUGGCGUCCAUCAUGGAGGGACCGCUGAGCAAAUGGACUAACGUCAUGAAAGGUUGGCAGUAUCGCUGGUUUGUUUUGGACUACAAUGCGGGUUUACUGUCAUACUACACGUCCAAGGACAAGAUGAUGCGUGGCUCUAGAAGAGGCUGUGUGCGUCUCCGGGGAGCUGUAAUAGGAAUCGAUGAUGAGGACGACAGCACAUUCACCAUCACUGUGGACCAGAAGACUUUCCAUUUUCAAGCUCGAGAUGCAGACGAACGGGAGAAGUGGAUCCAUGCCUUAGAGGGGACUAUUCUCCGCCACACCCUUCAACUGCGGGAGGCAGAGACAGGAUUUGUUCCAAGUGUCCAAGACUUUGAUAAGAAACUUGCAGAGGCUGACGCAUACCUACAAAUUCUAAUUGAUCAGUUAAAGCUCUUCCACGAGAAAAUCAAAGAUUGCAAUGAAGAGUCAUGCAGAAAAAUUGAACAKUUGAAGGAAACCACAUGUAGUAUGGUAGAGUCCAUCAAGCACUGUAUUGUAUUGCUGCAGAUUGCCAAGGAUCAAAGUAACGAACAGCAACACGCAAACGGACUGAUAAGCACCAUCAACCCAGUGGAUGGGAUAUUUCCGCCUCUGGACGCUUCUUUAGUCAAUUUAGCCAUGCCAACACAGACCACCCUCCCCACAGAUGGCUCUCAGAUGUGUAAAGGAGAACAGCGGCCCUCCACUUUACCGGUGGGGGCUGUUGUCACGGUGAUGGGCAGUCUGCAGACUCCGACCCCCAACAGCACAGGGAGUGGCCCCUCGGACCCCAGCGGUGCCUCUCCCAGUCACAUGACCAUCCCCUCCCACUCGAUCCCUGACUUUUCCUACUCCAGCAGCGAAGACGAGUUCUACGACGCUGACGAGUUCUACCAGAACAGCACGUCUCCCAAGCACCUUCUAGAUUCCUCUCGGCCUCCUGCUGCCUUGCCUCACAGCGAUGACGGAACAGUGCUGAAACGACCAGACACUAACGAGUCCCUCAACUCCUCCAUGUCUAACGGCACCACUGAUGCAGAUCAAUUUGACAGCCAUGAUGACGAGGCGGAGGAUCAGGGGGAGUCUGUGGAGGAGCACAAGAGUGUCAUCAUGCACCUGCUGUCCCAGGUGCGACUGGGCAUGGACCUCACCAAGGUGGUCCUCCCCACAUUUAUCUUGGAGAGGAGGUCUUUGCUGGAGAUGUACGCUGACUUCUUUGCACAUCCGGAUUUGUUUGUCAGUAUCGCAGAUCAGCUGGAGCCCAAAGAGCGCAUGGUGCAGGUGGUGAAGUGGUACAUGUCAGCCUUCCAUGCGGGGAGGAAAAGCUCAGUGGCCAAGAAGCCUUACAACCCCAUCCUGGGAGAGGUCUUCUUCUGCCACUGGGACCUGCCUUCAGAGAGCGAGGAGCCCACCGCAAUGGAGCCAUCGUCAGAGGGUCCGGUGCCGUGGUCUUCAGCCAACAGUCUGUCUCUUAUAGCAGAGCAGGUCUCUCAUCACCCCCCAGUUUCUGCAUUCUACGCAGAGUGUCUCAGAAAAAAKAUUCAGUUCAACGCCCACAUUUGGACCAAGUCAAAGUUCUUAGGAAUGUCAAUUGGAGUGCACAAUAUUGGCCAGGGAUGUGUGUCCUGUCUGGAACAUGACGAGCACUACAUACUCACCUUUCCCAAUGGAUAUGGCAGGUCGAUCCUGACUGUCCCAUGGGUGGAGUUGGGUGGAGAGUGUAACAUCAACUGCUCCAAAACGGGCUACAGUGCCAGCAUCGUGUUUCACACUAAGCCCUUCUACGGUGGCAAGAAGCACAGGAUCACCGCUGAGAUCUUUCCUCCCAAUGACAAGAAAUCAUUCUGCUCCAUUGAAGGAGAGUGGAAUGGAGUGAUGUACGCUAAGUGGGCAUCUGGGGAAAACUCCUUGUUCAUUGACACAAAGAAAAUGGGCUGUAUCAAGAAGAAGGUGAGGAAGUUGGAGGACCAGCUGGAGUACGAGUCCCGCAGCCUKUGGAAGGAUGUGACGGUCAGCCUGAAGUCGAGAGACAUCGAUGCAGCAACGGAAGCCAAGCACAGGCUGGAGGAGAAGCARAGGGGCGAGGCCAGGGAGAGGAAGGAGAAUGAAAUGCAGUGGGAAACUAGGUUGUUCCAUGAGGAUGGGGAGUGCUGGGUCUACGAUGAGCCUCUACUGAAAAAACUGGAUCACAGAGGCACUGAGGCCAAAGAUGCAGAUCUUGGAGUCUUAAUAAGAACUCUUUUGCAAACCACUUCUUAUCAAGCCUUGGAAUGACUGAUGAUUGAACAUGAUCACAGCUUUGCAUUUUCAAAGUAAAAAUGUAAUGAAAUCAAGAUGAAACAUCUACAAUGUAAAAAAAAUAACCCUUGUUUUGCCACCCACAUCUCCACUCUCCAUCCCCUGAACGACUAAAAAAAGCAUGACAAAAACAGUACCAAUGCCCUUCGGCUACACAAACAAGUCCUCACAAUCUUGCAGGAGAGUCCCUCAAGGGUCUGUUCUUUUCCUCGAGGGGCGGGUGUUUUGAUCGAACAAACCUCGAAAAACAGCGUUCUGUACCUCAGGAACGCUGGUGACUGAGGAAUGAAUGGUGUACUUCCAGGAGUUAGACGGCCUUAUGGUGGAAUCACAAGGGGGACAACUUGGCUUGCCAACAACUAGCUACAGCUGUUUAUAUAUAGAUACUUAUGAUGAAAAWAUAUAUAUAUAUAUAUAUAUUCUCUUUUUUAAAUUUUAUUUAUCUUUCUUUCUGGCAGUAGUAAAUAUUUGAGGAUAUGAACUCUAUGGCAAUACAUCAGGAAUCAUUCCUUUUCCUUUCUACAUUCGUGCCCUCUCAAGUUCGUUGACAUUCUCUCCCCAUUUACUAACUCCAUCUAGUGCAGGAGUGUCAAACUCAUUUUGCCCCGGGGGCCGCAUUCUGUCUUCAACGAGGUCCAGAGGGCCGCAUUGAAAAUGUGUUAUUUCCUCACCGUCAUUUUUUUUGUUGAAUUUCUGAUGCUCCCUGACUGUCUGGCUUUCAUUUUG